AUGAACUCGGAACACAACGAGCAGGCCAUGGAACGUCCUGUAACAUCGCCUCAGGCUGAGCCCACCUUGUGCAAGAACAACUGCGGUUUCUACGGCAACGCGGCCAAUGACAACUUGUGCUCCAAGUGUUUCAAGGACCAGGAGAAAGUCCAGAGCACUCCCGAUGACUAUUUCGAGAAGGACAUCAGCUUCAUGGAUGCCUCCACUGCAGUGGAGCCCGCCACUGAGAGCGUGCCUAGUGAGGUGGAUGCGAAACCCGCUGAGGAUUCUAGCCCGGUCGCCUCUGAGGCCCCUGUCGUGCCCGACAGGUGCCACAAGUGCGACCGUUUGGUCGGCGUGCUAGGUUUCAAGUGCCGCUGCGAGAACUACUUCUGCGCGCACCAUCGUCAGGCUAACCUGCAUGACUGCACGUUCGACUACAAGGGCAUGUUCCGUUCUUUGCUGGAGACGAAGAACAAGAAGGUCGUCCGUGACAAGCUGGAGCGCAUCUAA
Babesia bigemina is the source of this 492-nucleotide messenger RNA. Its product is annotated as Zinc finger A20 and AN1 domain-containing stress-associated protein 9. The record is from RefSeq and is a predicted model, not a curated record. Gene Ontology annotation, molecular function: DNA binding; zinc ion binding. The coding region runs from base 1 to 492 and encodes 163 amino acids. Lineage: Eukaryota; Apicomplexa; Aconoidasida; Piroplasmida; Babesiidae. The transcript has 2 exons.